AUGGACAUUUCGACGGAAAGUAGCAACAUAACAACUGGUGUCUUACAACCCUUCCAGCCCAUCCCUGAUGAUGCAUGCAGCAUUAUCCCGACCUUUCAGGGCAUAUUUGUCUCGUCACAGGUAGCCAAUCGCGCUCCCCCUCUUUUCCAUGACAUCGAGAAGUUUCUCAAGGUCGAAAUCGCCAAUGGUAACCAGUUUUUACAUGGGCUAAACAUGAACUUUGUCAAACAGCUCAUAGAUUUACUCCGACAACACGCAAAGGUCUUUACGGGUAACGAAAAGAUACCCUUCCUUGUGGAGGGAAGUCUCAACUCCUGUGACGUAUUCAACACUGGGCCUGAUAUCUUGUGUCAUAAAGACGCGGUGGCCGUGAUCCCGGUGUUGACCGAGCCUAGGGCCCCUGCGACGAGCGUUAUCACCCAGCAGGGUCACCUGAAUGUGCAUCCUGCUUGGACAGUACCAAAGUACAAAUGGGAAAUGGCACUUACGACCAUGCUGACGGCUGUCCGCAGCAUGGCCAACGUUGAGGAGACCCUGAGGAAUUUCCCCGACCUCUUGAGAAGUACGAAAUAUCAUAUGGCUCUAAUGGAUUUGAUGACAAUAUCGCUGCAAGGGAACUUCAUCUGGGCUAAACUGUACAGCAUGUUGAAAAACAGACUACCAGGGGCUAGGGGGCCUGGGGCUUCGUCCGAUGCUGUCGUGGCCACGAAGAUGAUCGAGUAUCUCCGGGCAGCCUGGGUACCCUAUUCGGGCAUUAUCAAACCAGAGAACGUCUUCCCCCUUGAACACACCCUUGGAGGCAACGUCUCGUGCAUCAUUGAAAACUUUAUUAAUCAUAUCAAGGAAAACCCGACCGAAGAUAUUGACCUGAUAGAUAUGGCUGAGAAAAUACCCACAAGUGAACCUGACCCAAAGGCAUCGUAUUACGUGGCCAUGGAAAAGCUUUGGAACGACAAGUUUACGAACAUCGACCUUAUGACGACCAUAGCCACGCAGAUGCAGGUUCUGAAGUUACCAGUCCAAGGCUACGUUGAACGAUCGCACCUUCCCGUCUCUCACGUACCCCCAGGUACCAAGAUGACGAUCGUUCGGGCUUGA
Messenger RNA from Branchiostoma belcheri (Belcher's lancelet), 1098 nucleotides. RefSeq lists its product as uncharacterized. The record is from RefSeq and is a predicted model, not a curated record. Bases 1 to 1098 code for a protein of 365 amino acids. Lineage: Eukaryota; Metazoa; Chordata; Leptocardii; Amphioxiformes; Branchiostomatidae. The transcript has a single exon.